AUGGCCAAGAACGAUGCUGUGAUUCAGAGUCAAGCGGCAUCCUUGAGGAAUCUAGAAACUCAAUUGGGGCAGCUUGCUAAUGAGCUAAGGAAUAGACCACAAGGCACCUUGCCUAAUGACACAGAAAAUCCAAGGAAUGAUGGCAAGGAGCAUUGCAAGGCGGUUACCUUGAGGAGUGGUAAAAAUCUGGAAUUGACUGAGGAUAAUUGUACUAGAAACAGCGAGCCCACUUCAAUCCAAAGUAGUGUGGACAAGGGAGACAAAGCUGUGAAAUCAAAAAAUUUAAAUGCUGAUCCUGAAGCAAUUGUUGCAGCAAUUCCUCCGCAAAAUGCUAUAGGAAGGCCUAUAAAAGCUUUGGAGCAAAUGCCCAACUAUGUGAAGUUUUUAAAGGAUAUUUUAACUAAAAAGAGGAGGCUUGGUGAAUUUGAAACAAUAGUGUUGACUGAAGGGUGUAGUGCUAUAUUAAAGAGUAAAAUUCCUCCAAAGUUGAAGGAUCCAGGCAGUUUCACAAUUCCAAUUUCUAUUGGGGGACGAGAACUUGGUAAAGCUCUUUGUGAUUUGGGAGGAAAGAUUGAAGACGUCCUAGUACAAGUUGACAAGUUCAUUUUUCCGGCGGAAUUCAUUAUUCUUGACUAUGAGGAAGAUAGGGAUGAACCGAUCAUUUUGGGGAGACCAUUUCUUGCCACCGGGAGGACGUUGAUAGAUGUUGAAAAAGGAGAGCUCACCAUUCGAGCUCAAGACGAACAAGUCACAUUCAAGGUUUUUAAUCCUAUACGCUCUCCUAAUGAAGUUGAAGCUUGUUUGGCCAUAAGUGUGUCUAACUUCAAGUUGAUUGAAAAGAUGCAUGGAAAGUAUAGCAAUGGAGUCAAGAAAAAGGUCCCUUUUGAAGAAAUUGAGAAAGGUGGGGAGCCAUGGAUAAGUAAGGAAGAAGAACCAUCUCAUUCUCCAUAG
Messenger RNA from Humulus lupulus (European hop), 951 nucleotides. RefSeq lists its product as uncharacterized. The record is from RefSeq and is a predicted model, not a curated record. Bases 1 to 951 code for a protein of 316 amino acids. The transcript has 3 exons. NCBI's taxonomy places the organism in Eukaryota, Viridiplantae, Streptophyta, Magnoliopsida, Rosales, Cannabaceae.